AUGUUCGACGUUAUCGUGAGUCCAAAACGGACAAAAGGAUUCAAGUGGACAGUGAAUAUCGAGCAAGCAACUCUCGAAGCUCUCAAAGAUUCUAUAUGUGCUGUGUAUCAAACACCAGUUCUUGAAAAUGAUGGAGCG
Molecule: messenger RNA, 138 nt
Organism: Ambispora gerdemannii
Lineage: Eukaryota; Fungi; Glomeromycota; Glomeromycetes; Archaeosporales; Ambisporaceae
Source: the annotation of a GenBank genome assembly